Marmota monax (woodchuck) is the source of this 7146-nucleotide messenger RNA. It is a transcript of the gene Fbxo41, whose product is annotated as F-box protein 41. Lineage: Eukaryota; Metazoa; Chordata; Mammalia; Rodentia; Sciuridae. The coding region runs from base 375 to 3119 and encodes 914 amino acids. Gene Ontology annotation, molecular function: protein binding. The record is from RefSeq and is a predicted model, not a curated record. The transcript is spliced from 13 exons.
CCAUCCUUCCCCCACCCGGUUUGUGUGCCCCUCCCGCUGCGACUGGCUGGGAGGCUCGACCGCCCCCGCCCCGAGAGGGAGGCGGGGGCGCUAGCUGCGGUGGCCACCCCAGGCUGCGGAGGGGAACGAGAUCCGAGGCCCCGAGGCGGCCCUGCGUCUGGACCAGGCACGCGGGGGCUGCCUCUGCACCCCCAGCCCAGGGCCGCGGGGCCUGGCCUAGCGGCGGGGCGGUGGAGCCUCCUCGACCCUGGUCGCGGGCACCCUGAGCCUUACUGAUUCUGCAGGGGGGCUCGCCCGCGGCCCCCCAUGAGCGCGCCCGGCUGACCCGCUGGGCGGCCGCGGUGGAGCCAACACGCCGCGGGGGCGGCGGGGCCAUGGCCUCGCUGGACCUGCCAUACCGCUGCCCCCGCUGCGGGGAGCACAAGCGCUUCCGGAGCCUGUCGUCCCUGCGCGCCCACCUAGAGUACAGCCACACCUAUGAGACUCUCUACAUCCUCUCCAAGACCAACAGCAUUUGCGACGGCGCCGCAGCUGCAGCAGCUGCUGCAGCCGCAGCCUCGGGCUUCCAGCUGGCGCCCGAGCCCGCCGCCCUCCUGGCUGUGCCCGGAGCCCGGCGCGAGGUCUUUGAGAGCACGUCCUUUCAGGGCAAGGAGCAGGCCGCUGGGCCGUCGCCUGCAACGCCGCACCUGCUGCACCACCACCACCACCACGCACCCCUCGCCCAUUUCCCCGGCGACUUGGUGCCCGCCAGCCUGCCCUGCGAGGAGCUGGGUGAGCCGGGUCUCGUGCCCACCGCUGCCGCACGCUAUGCGCUGCGUGAGAUAGAGAUCCCGCUGGGAGAGCUGUUCGCCCGCAAGUCCGUGGCAUCCUCUGCGUGCUCGACGCCGCCGCCAGGGCCCGGCCCAGGCCCGGCUUCGGCCUCGCCCGCCUCCCCCUCGCCAGCUGAUGUGGCUUACGAGGAGGGCCUGGCGCGCCUCAAGAUACGCGCGCUGGAGAAGUUGGAGGUGGACCGGCGGCUGGAGAGGCUGAGCGAGGAGGUGGAGCAGAAGAUUGCGGGCCAAGUGGGCCGGCUGCAGGCAGAGCUGGAGCGCAAAGCCGCAGAGCUGGAGACUGCUAGGCAGGAGAGCGCUCGACUGGGGCGCGAGAAGGAGGAGCUGGAGGAGCGAGCGUCUGAGCUCUCGCGGCAGGUGGAUGUGAGCGUGGAGCUGCUGGCCUCUCUCAAGCAGGACCUGGUGCACAAGGAGCAGGAGCUGAGCCGCAAGCAGCAGGAGGUGGUACAGAUUGACCAGUUCCUGAAGGAGACAGCAGCGCGGGAGGCUAGUGCCAAGCUGCGCCUGCAGCAGUUCAUCGAGGAACUCCUGGAGCGGGCCGACCGUGCUGAGCGUCAGCUGCAGGUCAUCAGCAGCAGCUGUGGCAGCACACCCAGUGCCAGCCUGGGGCGUGGAGGUGGGGGCAGUGGUGCAGGGCCAGGGGCCCGGGGCCCAGGCAGAAUGCGAGAGCACCACGCGGGCCCGGCCGUGCCUAACACAUACGCGGUAUCACGGCAUGGCUCUUCUCCCAGCACAGGGGCCUCCAGCCGUGUGCCAGCUGCCUCCCAGAGCUCAGGCUGCUAUGAUAGUGACAGCCUGGAGCUGCCCCGGCCAGAGGAGGGGGCACCUGAAGACAGUGGCCCUGGGGGCUUGGGCACACGGGCCCAGGCUACCAAUGGUGGCUCAGAGCGGUCCCAGGCCCCUCGAAGCUCAGGCCUACGGCGCCAGGCCAUCCAGAACUGGCAGCGCAGACCUCGCAGACACAGCACUGAGGGGGAGGAGGGUGAUGUCUCAGACGUGGGCUCCCGAACCACGGAGUCGGAGGCUGAGGGCCCCUCAGAUGUCCCCCGCCCUGGGCCUGCUAUGGCUGGGCAAGUGAGCAGCUGCCGGCUUUCAGCCCGCCCCGAGGGAAGCAGUGGACGAGGCCGUCGAGCGGAGCGGGGUAGCCCCUCACGCUCCAACGAGGUCAUCAGCCCAGAGAUCCUUAAGAUGCGAGCUGCCUUGUUCUGCAUCUUCACCUACCUGGACACACGCACACUGCUGCAUGCUGCCGAGGUCUGCCGGGACUGGCGCUUCGUGGCCCGUCACCCUGCUGUCUGGACAAGGGUGCUGCUAGAGAAUGCGAGAGUGUGUUCCAAGUUUCUGGCGAUGCUGGCUCAGUGGUGCACGCAGGCCCACUCACUGACCCUGCAGAACCUGAAGCCCCGACAGCGGGGGAAGAAGGAGAGCAAGGAGGAGUACGCCCGGAGCACCCGGGGCUGCCUUGAAGCAGGGCUGGAGUCCCUGCUGAAGGCAGCUGGGGGGAACCUGCUGAUCCUGCGCAUCUCCCACUGUCCCAACAUCCUCACCGACCGUUCACUCUGGCUGGCCAGCUGCUACUGUCGUGCCCUGCAGGCUGUCACCUACAGGUCCUCAGACAAAGGCACCCAAGAGCUCUGUGACCUAAGGGAAGGAAGGAUUGACAGGGGCAGAAACCACCAGGAUGAGCUACUCCAGCCUUGUCUUUUCAACAGGAGUGCCACAGACCCAGUGGGCCACGAAGUUAUUUGGGCUCUGGGUGCAGGCUGCAGAGAGAUUGUCUCCCUCCAGGUGGCACCUCUUCACCCCUGCCAGCAGCCCACGCGCUUCAGUAACCGCUGCCUGCAGAUGAUCGGUCGCUGUUGGCCCCACCUCCGGGCUCUGGGGGUUGGGGGCGCCGGCUGUGGGGUGCAGGGCCUGGCAUCACUUGGGCCUGCCUUCUUCCUCUUCCUAGCAAGAAACUGCAUGCGGCUGCAGGUCCUGGAGCUGGACCAUGUGUCAGAGAUCACCCAGGAGGUGGCAGCUGAGGUCUGCCGGGAAGGCCUGAAGGGACUAGAGAUGCUGGUACUCACGGCCACCCCUGUCACUCCUAAGGCCCUACUGCAUUUCAACAGCAUUUGUCGGAACCUCAAGUCCAUUGUGGUCCAAAUUGGAAUUGCUGAUUAUUUCAAGGAGCCCAGCAGCCCUGAGGCUCAGAAGCUAUUUGAGGAUAUGGUGACAAAACUCCAGGCCCUGCGACGAAGGCCUGGCUUCUCUAAGAUCCUGCACAUCAAGGUGGAAGGCGGCUGCUAACCCGGGGGGCAGGGGGUGGCAGGGCACCUGCCAGCCCCACACCAAGGCAUUAUUUGUACCUCCAGAGGGAUCCUGGUUUGGACUAGACCUUUGGAGGCCUAGUGUUAUCCCAGCUUCCAGGGAGGGGUUGAGUAUCCUGUCCUACUGGAACAGCAGAGCAACAGGUCUGACCCAAGGCAGGGGCUUGGACAGAAGCUGCCCUCUGACCCCCACCCUAUCCCCGCUGGAGCAGACUUCUGGCACAGCCAGCGAGGAGCUGUCACCACCAGCACUGGUGUCUUCACUCGGAGGAUCUGCAAUAACUACCAGUGGCUCCUCAGCUGCUCAGGCAGGCCUGUCUUUCCUGAGGCUCCAGCCCCCGGGGACCCCACAAGGCAGCUCAGACUUGGCAGGGAGGGCUCUUCUCUCCUACCUGUUUCACCCAUUCUCACAACUUGCCUGGGCCCUGGGUCUACACUCUCCAGGGAUAACCCAGGCAGGUCUAGGGACCUAGGUACAGUCAUUAAAAAGCUGGUGGCAGGAUUGGAAGGAAAAAAGUUACCUAGAACUUUUCCCCAGAAUGAGACCACUCCUCCCAAGGUGGGCACAAAAGGGGAUGGGGGUGGCUGCUGCUAGGUGGAGAAAACUUACUUUUUCCUGUAAGAAAGGCUCCCCUACCCAGACACACACACUCCAGAGUGAAACUCAGAGCUAAAAGGUGCAUGUUUCUAUACCUACCAAUCACUCUCAAGAAAUCGAAGGGAGGGUGAAGGUGCCAGCCCUGGGAGGCCUGCCUGUAGUGAGAAGGAAUUUCCUUUUAAUCCAGGUGCUUGGGCAGGAAUCUGAUGGCCUUUGGGUCCCGGCUAUCUGGGAGUGGGGCACUGGGCUGCCCACUGUGCUGGGUCCUAGAGGAGGGUGGUUGACUUUGCUUCCUGUCUAAUUAGCUUGCUUGAGGAUGUGGCUUUGGCAAGGACAGACCUAGGGCCAAGGAAGAGGUAGAGCAUCCUAACAGACUUGCCCCUUCCUCAGUCUCCACCAGCCACAGGCUAAGGCUGCAGCUGGGGUCUUCUGCCUCAGGGCUUAGAAGCCACAGAAUGCCACUGGGGGUUUUCACUGGCCCUUGCACAAUCCCCAGAGGAUCAGGUUCUGGCACCAAGGUCACCCCAGUUUAUCCCCUCAGAUUUACCACAGUGAUGCAAAGGCUGGGGGGUCCUGCCAACCUAUUUGGACAGUUCUUCCCAACAUGACCUAAAUCCAUCUUAGGGUUUUCUUCACUCCUGUAUAAGAUCAGUUCCCAGCCUUGCCAUUAGGCUGUUGGUCCUGACUGGAUCUGGGAUUCUCAUUUCCCAGGCUUUUCCAGGGACCCAAUUCUGCUGCCACUUGGCUUGAACAUCUAGCCCAGCGCUGGGUCACCUUGUAAAAGUUCUCUAGAACUGUACCCCGAUGCCUGGCCUCAGCAGUGCUCCCAGCAGCCCCAGGUGUCCUGGCUUCUCAUCAUUGCUUUGACUUUUCCUCCUGUGGCCUGCUAUGUUCCUGCCCUUGGAAGACCUGGGCUACCAAGGGUGUCAUGUCAGCAUCCCUCUGUCCAGUCCUGCACAAAGCCUUGGCUGUGUGUAGCACCACACCGCCACUCCUAGUCCCUGCAGCUGCCUCCAUUAGCUCCCGCCUCCCCAGUCCUGUCCCUAAGAGAUACAGGAAAGAGCAGCACAACUUUCUCUUUUCCAAGGGCCUGGGAGGGAAGUCAAGGUCUACUCAGGCCCUUGCUUCCCUUGGGUACAUCUGCCUUGUCAUACCAACUGUACCCCUGUGGCCUUUGCUCCUUAUGACUCGAGGACCAAAGUGCCACCCUCCCUGUCUUCUGGACAAAGCACAAAGGGAUCUCCUGCUUGGUCUAAGCCUGCCCAACAUAAGGGUUUUCUGUGCCCCAGAGAGCCUCCAUCACUGAGUACAAGGCUCUAGGCAAUUUCUCCCUGAGUGGCACUCACUGGAGUACCUGGCAUCAGCCUUGGGAAAGAUCAGGUGGCAAAAGCAGUAAGCUCAGUGGAAGGGUGCUGAUGCUAGUCACAGGCUCCUUCACUACGCUAUUCACAUAACAGCACUGCAUACCACCAGCACUAGGGGCAGAAGGGUGAACAGGCCCCCUCUCCUGCCCGGUGAAGUUGGCCUUCUCACAGGUGUUUCCAGGAAACCCACCAAGUUCAUCCAGUAUUUUCGGGUUAUGUGAGUGAGAACUGUGUGGGAGUACAUAUGGCACAGGCCCAAGCCCUUGUCAAUGCAAAUGACAAGUCACAGUGUAUCCCUUGCACACCCACCCCUGGACUGGCAGCCUUGUAUGCCCUGGCCUUUGUGUAUGCUGAGAACCAGCAGCUUCCUGCCUCCUACCUUGAUGCUAUUCGUUUCCUCUGGGGAUGAGCCAUGCUGCUGGACAGGAAACCUACUUGCUUGGGUGCUCCAUUUAUUCACUUCCAUGGCAACCAUUCAGCUGGGGCCAAGGAGGGAAACCAGAGGGCCUGUCUUCCAGAAGUGUUUCAUCUCACCUUCACUUCCUAAAAGGGAGCCCUUAAUCUCAUACUUUAUAGGAUGCAAAAAAAAGGAAUAAUGACAUUUUGCUUACCAAGGCAGGCCCUGCUCCAAGGACCCCAGGUCAAUGGAGAGAUCCCAAGGUGCCAUCUAAUGUCCUUUGCACUUCAACACAUAUAGCCUGGCCCCAACACCUGGAAGGUGGGCACAUUUGGCCUGAGUACUUCAUGCUUUAUUCCAGCUGCUUUCCCUCAGCACUGGCAAACAGUAAAGAUGCAUAAUACAUACCCCUACAGGGGAAAGUGGGCUGCCCAAGACCCCUGCUUUUCAUUAGCCAGAAAGACCACCCAGAGAGCAUGACCUCUAAUGUUUUCUUAGCCCUGAUGGCAGAAGUUGAAUCAGUCUCUCAGGAAUUGCUUCAAAAAAAAAAAAGAGACACCUCCUGCCCCAGGCCUGCUGCUCUAACAUGUGGCUCUGUCCUUUGCCUUUGGAUCCUGCCUAUCCCCCUGGUCUCGAAUCCUUUGGAAACAGGUGGGGGAGCCACCAAGGCCCCAAUCCCUCUAAGGCGCUAAGUUGAAGGAGACCCUCCCAGAGUGACUAUUGGUGCCAAAGACCCAGUUCCUGGUGAAUUUGGAGUGGAAACAGGAGGUGAGUGGGGUAUGGUCGAAGUGCCCAGAGGAGUUAACUCCCACCCAUGGGAUCUGUCCUGGCCUGCCAAUCCCUGAGAAGUGUUGACUUCCCUCCUCCAGGGUCUUGGCACUUCUCUUGACCCCUGGUGGCCAUGCUUUCUCACCCAGCCUUGUUCCAGGCCUGCUUUCCUGUACAUAUUGCUGUGUAUCGUGUGUAUGUAUCGAUUCCUGGACAAGUGUGUUCAUCUGCAGCCCUUGCCUGAGGAUAAGGCUUAGGGUUGGGUGAAGAUCAGAAUACCAGGCUUCCCUCCCCAACUCCUUGGGACUUUGGCCAGUCCCAAGACUGCCCUGACAAUCAGGCAGGCUCCCACCACAAGGCCAAGCCUUUCCUGUCACCACAGCACAGCCCCAGGGAGGCUUGGAAUGGGGCCACCAGCCUAAGCUCUGCCCCAGCAGUGGUCUUGUACCUAGGGGCAGAGGCCUGAAGUGACUCAGGCUUGGCCUGGGAUGGUGCCAGUAGGCUUGGCUCUAGGGGGCCUGCUGGUGGGGACCUCCACAACUGGCCUCUAGGCCCCGCCUUCCCCACACAGCCAGGCUGCAAGGACCUGAGCUGUGUGAGAGGUAGCUUCCCCUACCCCAAGCACACCAGGCAGAGGGGUGGAGAGCAACUUUUGGUUUUAUUUCUAAAGUGGUGCCUGUACCUCCAGCCCCCAGGGGGCCUUCCCUGGCCCCACUUCUCUGCCCUAUCCAGGCAUUGCCAUCCUAGCACUUUGCUCCAUGUUACCCAUAAAUGCCCUUUGCCGAAUGUACCUGAGUGUAUGUAUUUAAAAGGACUCAUAUGGGCAUCAGAGAAUUUAUGGCUCUGUAUCCAAUAAAAGAUGGUGAAACUGGUGUAUCUA